AUGGGACAAUCAGAAACCGUACGCCCGGCAUUCACAGGUCGUGAACGCCCACUACUCUCCUAUGGCAUCGAUUUCCCUGCCGCCGCAGCCCGCCAUGUCUCCGAGACAUUCAAGGCCUCACGAGUUUAUGUGAUUUGUUCGGGAUCAUUGUCGCGUAACACCGAUUCGCUUGACCGGCUCAGGAAUGCAUUGGGCUCGGAAAAUGUCGUGGGGUAUCGAAUUGGAAUGAAGUCCCACACACUGUGGUCCGAAGUGCUUGAAAUUGUUGAAGAUGCACGAAACGUGCAAGCUGAUCUACUCAUGACACUUGGAGCUGGCAGCUUGACUGAUGGUGCAAAGAUUGUUGCAUUCGCUUUGGCGAACCAGGUACAUACUGCUGAGGAGUUAGAAACAUUGGCAGAAGGCCCCAAUAAACGCGCCCAGAUAUUUACGCCCACAAUUCCUAUUAUCUCGAUCCCGACCUCUCUCUCGGCUGGGGAGUACUCAAACUUUGCUGGUGGCACGGAUGAUCGCUCCCGCCGGAAAUUUAGCUUUCAAGCGCCUCUGCGUUGCCCACAACUCAUCAUUCUUGAUCCCACACUGGCACAGACAACACCUGAAUCGAUUUGGCUCAGUACAGGUGUGCGUGCUAUUGAUCAUUGCGUCGAGACGCUUUGCGCGAUCAUCGGCGUGACGCCCGAAUCGGAUGAGCUGGCUAGGUAUGCACUAGGCCAGCUGGUCCCGGGUCUCUUGCAGUGCAAACUAAACCGUGCCAAUCAUGAAGCCUACCUUCAAUGUCAGCUUGGCUCGGUCGACGCAAUGGCUGCUUGUACAAGUGGGUCAGUAGAGCUGGGGGCUAGUCAUGGUAUUGGUCACCAGCUCGGCCCAUUAGGCGUUGGGCACGGCGAGACUAGCUGUAUUCUUCUACCUGCUGUGUGCAAAUUCAAUGCCAGACACAACGCGAAUCGAGAGCGUCAGGCGGCCGUGCGCGAGUUUUUGAUUCGUGAUCCUGUUGUUCUGGCGGUGCUUCAAAGUCGCUCCGUGAAUGUGAAAAUUGCAGAUCUUGGUGAUAUCCUGGAUGCUAUCAUUCGUGAACUUGGAAUGCCCAGAUCUCUAGCCGAUGUGCGGGUUGGUCGCGAGAAGCUCGACGGACUCGCGGCACACAGCUUACAUGAUCGGUGGUGUCAAUCGAACCCAAUGCCUCUCAAGGAAAAGUCACAGGUGCUGGAAAUCCUCGAGAUGAUUGUCUAA
Messenger RNA from Penicillium odoratum, 1230 nucleotides. Its product is annotated as iron-containing alcohol dehydrogenase. Gene Ontology annotation, cellular component: mitochondrion. Gene Ontology annotation, molecular function: alcohol dehydrogenase (NAD+) activity; metal ion binding. The transcript has 3 exons. NCBI's taxonomy places the organism in Eukaryota, Fungi, Ascomycota, Eurotiomycetes, Eurotiales, Aspergillaceae. Bases 1 to 1230 code for a protein of 409 amino acids. The record is from RefSeq and is a predicted model, not a curated record.